This is a messenger RNA of Solea solea (common sole), 3982 nucleotides long. RefSeq names its product Kruppel like factor 6a (gene klf6a). The transcript has 4 exons. The record is from RefSeq and is a predicted model, not a curated record. Gene Ontology annotation, biological process: regulation of transcription by RNA polymerase II. Gene Ontology annotation, molecular function: DNA-binding transcription factor activity, RNA polymerase II-specific; RNA polymerase II cis-regulatory region sequence-specific DNA binding. Bases 280 to 1140 code for a protein of 286 amino acids. NCBI's taxonomy places the organism in Eukaryota, Metazoa, Chordata, Actinopteri, Pleuronectiformes, Soleidae.
UUGCGGAGCGCAGUUGUUCCCCAUCCAGUCCUGUGACGGUGUUUGCAAAUACACAGAGCGAGAGAAGAAGAGGAAGACGAAGAGGAGGGGGGGACUGACGGACGCGGACUGAAGGCUCCUCGUCUUCUGCUACUGCUGCUGCUGCUCGAACACAGUCGCCUGGUUUCCCUCGCAUCGCAGGAGGAUCGCGCUUGUUCUUCUUCCACUGAGGAGGUUUAAAACUGACAUAUUCACAUACAUUAUAUCAGAAUAUCUCAAGUGCAGCUCUUAAACGGGAACAUGGAUGUUCUACCGAUGUGCAGCAUCUUUCAAGAACUUCAGAUAGUUCACGACACGGGCUAUUUCUCAGCUUUACCGUCACUGGAGGAGUACUGGCAGCAGACAUGUUUGGAGUUGGAGCGCUACCUGCAGAGCGAGCCUUACGUCUCCACCACCGACCUCAAGUUCGACAGCCAGGAGGACCUCUGGAGCAAGCUGAUCUUGGCCUGCGGGGACAAGGCCAAGGCCGAGUCCGACCCAAAGUUGCCCACAGCCCACGAUGAGGACAAUCAGGAUAGCCAAAUCUUGGAUACCAACAGUGUGAAUUCAGACGCCAGCAGCGAGGCCUCCGACAGUUCUGAGGAGCUCUCGCCCACACACAGCUUUACCUCCAACCCCCUGGGCUCUGUCUUGGUUGGCUCUGGACCUUUUAGCCCCUCCGUCAUUAGCACUCCCCCAUCCUCGCCGGAAGCCAACUCUGAACCCGGCGCCGUCACGAACGGCUGGGCCGCCACACACGGCGAGUUGCACUUGCCGGUCAAAAUCAGGAGCGGCGGCGUGGCUAAGACUGCGGACAAGACGGGACUCACCUGCGGGGACGCGUCCCCGGACGGCAGGAGGCGCGUACACAGGUGUCACUUCAACGGUUGUCGCAAGGUUUACACGAAGAGCUCCCACCUCAAAGCACACCAGCGCACUCAUACAGGUGAGAAACCAUACAGGUGUUCAUGGGAGGGCUGCGAGUGGCGUUUUGCACGAAGCGACGAGUUGACCAGACACUUCAGGAAGCACACUGGGGCAAAGCCAUUUAAAUGCAGUCACUGUGACAGAUGUUUCUCCAGGUCUGACCAUCUGGCUCUUCACAUGAAGAGGCACAUCUAGGAGCAGGGGCGAGCACCAACCGAGCAAUGCAGCGAAGGGUGAACGUGUUCUUUUUUUUUUCCUUUUGGUUUUUUUUUCUUUUCUUUUAAAGAAGAAAAAAAAACAAACGCCGUCUCCCGACGUGUCUCUUGGUUGAACUGUCCCAGAGCAGAGUAGCGGGAGUGUGUUCCAGCCAAAGCAUGCCGUUUUGCACCAUACUGAAACCCAGUGCCUCCGGGACCUCUCUUUGGAGAAAGGCGCUCUGAAGGUUGUCUGUUGCAACAAGAGGACAAAAUCAUAGAUGGGGAAGAAUUAGAUUCCAUUUUAGAAGGACUUAAACUCACACAAAAAAAGACACAAAAAAAAAAAAAAAGACACGCAAAUGGAGUGAAUGAUUUGUAUGUAUGGUGCAUGAUGUUUUGGGGACAUCUCCCGGACAGCAGAUACACUGGUACUUUAAAUACCUGUCUGAGGUAAAGCAUGUGUGCACUGUGAAUGUCUGAGUUUGGACGCCGAGCCGCCGCCGCCGCCACCGCCACCGCUGUGGAGAAGCAGGAGGAGAGGUGGAUUGAUGGAUUGGUGGAUCGGUGGAUGGAGGAAGCGGGGCUGGUACCAAUGUUGCUGUGGACUGAAUGGGUUUCUGCGGGAAACUUUUCCACUCCGUGUUUCCCUGGUGGCAGAGUGGAGGACGAGGCAGUGAGGAAGUUCCUGCCUCUCUGUCUGGCACCCAGACUUAAGGGAGAGAGGGGGGGUGUCUCCAGUUCUUUGGAUUUGGAGGCCUUGGUUUUUGACCAGAGAGACAGAGAGGGAGUGGACGUGUCACCUUCUGGUCAGUGACCCAGGACCAAAAACUCCCCCCACCGUCCUCCUCCAUGGCACUGUAUGACAGGAGCUUUUUUUUUUUAUUUUAUUUUAUUUUCGGUGUUUUUGGUGCAGCUACUAAAUGUGCAAUGUGUUAUGUAGCCUGGUUUCUUUUUUUUUUUCUUCUUUUUUUUUUUUACAAGCUACAAAGCUCAUUUGUAGUCGAAUUGUAUAAGCUGUGUGCUUAGAGGUAUAACACAACUAUACUAUAACUUCAGUAUCAUAGACAGGUGUUGCAUGGUUCUAGGGUUUGUUCACUUCCUGUUUCCACUGUAAUCAGGACUGCAAAUAGUUUCAAUAAAAGUGCAGCUAAAAAUGCGAAAAACGGUUAAAUGUUACAAUAUUGUACAUAAAGCCUUGAUGAUUUCCUCUCAUUUUUAAUGACAUCAUCCUCUUCCUCCUCUCGGGUUCGUCAUCUGUCCCGGAGAUGUCACCACUUGCUUGCUCAUUUCCUCAUUCAUCCUAAGCCUUGAGGACUAAUUUUGAUUUUUUGUACUUUCUUUUCUAUCUAAUAAUGCACUGUUGACCUUAAUGGUGCCUUAUGCAAGUGACUUGACCCCGUGGUGGCGCUUGUUUUUUUUGCUCCCCUCGGGAAGUCACAUUUAUUGUAUGGGUGAUUUGACAAGCUUGAUUAAGGCUCAAUUACACAUUAACUCACACCCCUUUUGUGCCGUAAUGGAAGCUGCCACCGUCUAUUGCGGUGGUUAAUUGUGUUGUUAAAUUGUAAAUGUCCGAAAAAAAGAACACCCCCCCCCCCCCUUUUCCCCCAUUCACUUGCUUUUUUUGAAUCAGAAAAGCAGUUUCGGUUGAUGUAUAUCACAAUAAUGUAAAAAAAGAAAAGACAAAUGCUGUAUGUGUAGAGCACUUAAAUUCAUUUAUUAAAGCUGUUAACUACUGUGUAGUAUGUACUCACGUCCAUCACACUCAGUUCCAAGGUACAGAACAACCAGACUUGGUUACCUAACAGUUUUCUUUCCUCUCCCAGUUCAUCCAGUGCUGCUCCUUAAAUCUGUAUCCCUCCACGCGAACACGCCAUCCUCUCCCGUCCCCGCUCCGUCCCUGCGAGUGGGACCGAAGAAAAAGCUAAAGAUUUAUUGUAAUUAACAGGCUGCAGUCAGACAGGCCUCGCCUUGUUCUGCCUCACAGUAAUGAAUUGCUAAAGGCUUUGUUGGCAUGGAAUCUGUCACAGACUGCUGACUGUGUAGGUUGGUUAUUGACCUGUCUGGGGAGCGUUGUUUUAGCCAAGCUGCAACAGUAUUAUGAAAACCACAGGAGCGGGGGGAGGGGAGGGGGGGUAGAGAUCAAGCAUCAAACGUUGCACGUGGAAAUUUGACGAAAUAAAAACACACAUGAUGGUGAUUUGUUGUUGUUUUCACUGGACGUGGAUGGAUACAGGAUUUAAGGUGGAGACAAAAAUGAGUGUUGGGAUCCUACUUUUAUUACUGCUUCUGAAUACAGUGAUGCGUGCCACCUAUACCCCCCCCCCCCCGGUCAGCGCCCUCGCUGUAGGAAAUCCGAUGUUGCGGCAAGUUGCACAGUGGCACGCUUCAACAUAUGGAUUUCAGAUCAGCGGGUGAAAGAGACACGAUGGGUGCAAACUUGAAACUGCUUGCCGCGAUAGAUCGGGGAGUGUGCUGGCAUUGCCUUCUGUGGGCAAAGAGAAGGAACAUCCAUUCUGUGAAAACAGCAGCCAAUACUGUUCCAAGUGGUAAUUGAGCCUUGAUUUAGCCCCAUGUUAGCUCGCAUCUAUUACACUUUCCAUCAUCCUUUUUCAUCCCACUGCCCCAUCUCUUCUGUCACACACACACACACACAUACACACGCACACACACGGCUCUUUGUUCUCAACUGAAUCUUUGUAUAAAAAGAAAAAAAAAAUACAACUUUUGUAAAAUUGUUAUGUUUUUGCUUUAUGAAAUUUUUAUUUGAAAUUGUUUUGCAAAAUUGUUAUAUUUCUGUAUGAAUGUAUUUUUUAUUGGAAUAAUAAGAAAUUCUUAUCUGA